CAGGCCAAGUGCGGCACAGUCGUGGAGUCAUCGCGAAGCCGCCAAGCCGCCGUGCCAGCCAGGACAGCGGGUCGCGGGUCGAGUCCCGAGUCGCUCGCAACACUCCCAUCCUCCCACGCGAAGUGCCCCCCUGUCGCACGCGCCGCCGUAGUCGUAGCCGUCCGGCGCACGACGGCUUUUGCAGACCGCGCCGGAUAAGGCGCAGCACUCGUCGAGGAUUACCGAGGACUCCAACCAGGCCGAGACCGUGAUGAUGAAGCCCGGGGUGGCCGAGGCCCUGGCGGGGCAGACGCUGCUCCUGACGGGGGCGUCGGGGUUCCUGGGCAAGGCCAUGCUGGAGAAGCUGCUGCGGACCUGCCCCAAGAUCAAGAGGAUCUACGUGGUGCUGCGCGCGCGGCGCGGCAAGGAGCCGCGCGACCGCCUGCGCGAGCUGCUGGACGGGCCGGUGUUCGACAACAUUCGGCGCAACAACCCCGAGAUGCUGACCAGGGUGACGCCGCUCAACGGCGACUGCUUCGAGAAGGGCCUCGGCAUGACCAGCGACGACCAGCAGCUCGUGCAGGCCGAGGUGAGCGUGUUCGUGCACACGGCGGCUUCCGUGCGCUUCGACGACCCCAUCAAGUCCGCCGUGCUCCUCAACACGCGCGGCGCGCAGGAGGUGUGCAAGCUGGCGCUGGGCAUGCCCAAGCUCAAGGCGCUCGUGCACGUGUCCACGACGUACAGCAACACGAACCACCCCGUCAUCGAGGAGAAGGUGUACCCCGCCACGGCGGACUGGCGGGAAAUGAUCCGCCUCGCCGAGUCGCUGUCGGUGGACGAGUUCCAGAAGCAGGCGCCCCAGCACAUGGGCUACCACCCCAACACCUACACCUUCUCCAAGUCCCUCGCCGAGCAGGUCAUCAACGACCACCGGGACCGCCUCAACGUCGCCAUCUACAGGCCGUCCAUCGUGGUCGGAGCGGUCAAGGAGCCCAUCCCCGGCUGGGUGGACAAUCUCAACGGCCCCAUGGCGAUGUGCGUGGGCGUGUCCAAGGGCCUGAUUCACACGGCGCUGGCCGACGACAACUCCGUCAUGGACAUGGUGCCCGUGGACAUCGCCGUCAACGGCAUCGUGCUCGCCGUCUUCGAGACCAUGAGGAACAGCGUCCGCGGCGAGAUCAAGGUGUUCAACGGCUGCUCGUCGAACAGGAGGACGCUCAAGGUGCAAGAGAUCGUGGAGGCGGGCCUCAAGUGCAUCGAGAAGAACCCCCACGACCGCAUCCUGUGGUACCCCUUCGUCUUCGUGACGAGCCGGGUGUGGCUGUUCACGCUGCUCACCUGCGUCUUGCACUUCUUCCCCGCCCUCAUCCUCGACACCCUCCUCAGGCUAACCGGCAACAAGCCCUGGAUGUGGCGGACGUACAUGAAGGCGUACAAGGCCACGCUCGCCGUCCGGUACUUCACGCUGCGCCACUGGAUCUUCAGGAACGAGAAGUUCUUCGCGCUGGAGAAGGACCUGAACGAGCGGGACGCCGUCAUCUACAAGCUGGACCAGUCCAUGGACGUGGACAUCCCCGAGUUCAUGGCCCUGUCCAUGGAGGGCGUCCGGAGAUACGUCCUCAAGGAAGACAUGGACCCCGUCAAAGCCAGGCGCAACCAAAUGACAAUGUAUAUUAUCGAUCGUGUGGUUCGGGGUGUGCUCCUGUACUUCAUCGGCUCCUCAGUCUACGGCUUUGUUUCUGGACUAGUAGCAUGAGGGCGAGUUCACCGUUAAGUUAAUCAUCGUUUUAAUAUUUUUCUACCAAGUGCGUGUGUGUGUGUGACCAAGGUGAGCCGCUUUCUGUAAAAAACCUCUUAUAUUGUGGACGACGAUGAAGUCAACCGCGCGUGUUGUGAUCGAUGUCUGAUGCUGUAUGAUUUAGCGCUCAACCAAGUUUUCGUGGCAGCCUCAUUGCUGGCACGUGUCCAGAGGCCCGUGGUAGAUCGCAACAAAAAAGUGAUUUCAUGUACAUAUUUUGUCUUAGUUAUAGCCCAAUACUUAACAAAAAAAAAGUCCUGUAAGGGAAGUCGACGUGCUCAUGUACUUACUCUAGAAGUAUCAUUUUGUUGAAUAAAAUUCGUUACUCUGCGUGUACCUGUUGACCUAA
Thrips palmi is the source of this 2126-nucleotide messenger RNA. Its product is annotated as putative fatty acyl-CoA reductase CG5065. Gene Ontology annotation, molecular function: alcohol-forming very long-chain fatty acyl-CoA reductase (NADP+) activity. Bases 251 to 1735 code for a protein of 494 amino acids. Gene Ontology annotation, cellular component: peroxisome. The record is from RefSeq and is a predicted model, not a curated record. Lineage: Eukaryota; Metazoa; Arthropoda; Insecta; Thysanoptera; Thripidae. Gene Ontology annotation, biological process: long-chain fatty-acyl-CoA metabolic process. The transcript has 8 exons.